Messenger RNA from Symphalangus syndactylus (siamang), 1831 nucleotides. Its product is annotated as alpha-enolase-like. Gene Ontology annotation, molecular function: phosphopyruvate hydratase activity; magnesium ion binding. Gene Ontology annotation, biological process: glycolytic process. Lineage: Eukaryota; Metazoa; Chordata; Mammalia; Primates; Hylobatidae. Gene Ontology annotation, cellular component: phosphopyruvate hydratase complex. The record is from RefSeq and is a predicted model, not a curated record.
GUCGGCGCCGGCGGUGCAGACAGUAUCUGUGGGGACCCGGAGCACGCAGACCUCGCCUGCUUUACGUUCACCUCGGUGUCUGCAGCACCCUCCGCUUCCUCUCCUAGGCGACGAGACCCAGCGGCUAGAAAUUCACCAUGUCUAUUCUCAAGAUCCAUGCCAGGGAGAUCUUUGACUCUCGUGGGAAUCCCACUGUUGAGGUUGAUCUCUUCACCUCAAAAGGUCUCUUCAGAGCUGCUGUGCCCAGUGGUGCUUCAACUGGUAUCUAUGAGGCGCUAGAGCUCCGGGACAAUGAUAAGACUCGCUAUAUGGGGAAGGGUGUCUCAAAGGCUGUUGAGCACAUCAAUAAAACUAUUGCGCCUGCCCUGGUUAGCAAGAAACUGAACGUCACAGAACAAGAGAAGAUUGACAAACUGAUGAUCGAGAUGGAUGGAACAGAAAAUAAAUCUAAGUUUGGUGCGAACGCCAUUCUGGGGGUGUCCCUUGCCAUCUGCAAAGCUGGCGCCGUUGAGAAGGGGGUCCCCCUGUACCGCCACAUCGCUGACUUGGCCGGCAACUCUGAAGUCAUCCUGCCAGUCCCGGCGUUCAAUGUCAUCAAUGGCGGUUCUCACGCUGGCAACAAGCUGGCCAUGCAGGAGUUCAUGAUCCUCCCAGUCGGUGCAGCCAACUUCAGGGAAGCCAUGCGCAUUGGAGCAGAGGUUUACCACAACCUGAAGAAUGUCAUCAAGGAGAAAUACGGGAAAGAUGCCACCAAUGUGGGGGAUGAAGGCGGGUUUGCUCCCAACAUCCUAGAGAAUAAAGAAGGCCUGGAGCUGCUGAAGACUGCUAUUGGGAAAGCUGGCUACACUGAUAAGGUGGUCAUCGGCAUGGACGUAGCAGCCUCCGAGUUCUUCAGGUCUGGGAAGUAUGACCUGGACUUCAAGUCUCCCGAUGACCCCAGCAGGUACAUCUCGCCUGACCAGCUGGCUGACCUGUACAAGUCCUUCAUCAAGGACUACCCAGUGGUGUCUAUUGAAGAUCCCUUUGACCAGGAUGACUGGGGAGCUUGGCAGAAGUUCACGGCCAGUGCAGGAAUCCAGGUAGUUGGGGAUGAUCUCACAGUGACCAACCCAAAGAGGAUUGCCAAGGCGGUGAAUGAGAAGUCCUGCAACUGCCUCCUGCUCAAAGUCAACCAGAUUGGCUCCGUGACCGAGUCUCUUCAGGCGUGCAAGCUGGCCCAGGCCAAUGGUUGGGGUGUCAUGGUGUCUCAUCGUUCAGGGGAAACUGAAGAUACCUUCAUCGCCGACCUGGUUGUGGGGCUGUGCACUGGGCAGAUCAAGACUGGUGCCCCUUGCCGAUCUGAGCGCUUGGCCAAGUACAACCAGCUCCUCAGAAUUGAAGAGGAGCUGGGCAGCAAGGCUAAGUUUGCCGGCAGGAACUUCAGAAACCCCCUGGCCAAGUAAGCUGUGGGCGGGCAAGCCCUUCGGUCACCUGUUGGCUAAAUAGACCCCUCCCCUUGUGUCAGCUCAGGCAGCUCGAGGCCCCCGACCAACACUUGCAGGGGUCCCUGCUAGUUAGUGCCCCACCGCUGUGGAGUUCGUACCGCUUCCUUAGAACUUCUACAGAAGCCAAGCUCCCUGGAGCCCUGUUGGCAGCUCUAGCUUUGCAGUCGUGUAAUUGGUCCAAAUCAUUGUUUUUCUCGCCUCACUUUCCACCAAGUGUCUGGAGUCAUGUGAGCCUCGUGUCAUCUCCGGGGUGGCCACAGGCAAGAUCCCCGGUGGUUUUGUGCUCAAAAUAAAAAGCCUCAGUGACCCAUGAGAAUAAAAAAAAAAAAAAAAAAAAAAAAAAAAAA